GCUGGCGCGAUGACGUAACGUCCGCAACAUCGCCCUCCGGCUCCUCGUGCCUCGGGAGCAUGUGACCAGUCCCUGUGCUUUCCCCAGGCGCGUGCCCGGCGUCGUUACGAGCCGGUUUGCCCCAGUACCUCCUAGGAACGUCCCGGGGCUGUGACUGGAAACCGGUUUCCGUCGGUAUGGGUGGGAGGAGGACGUGGCUGUGGAACAUACCCGCCUAGCUGCGUCUUAGAAGAAAGAAAAGCACCAUGGAAAAACGAUCCCUCCCUUCCUCCACUACCCCCACCCCUGCUGGCCGAGGCGCGAAGGCCCCGGCAAUGCCGACGCAGGCGCCCGGGACCCCUGCGGCCCAGGCGAAGAGAGAGCGGAGGCCUAGCAUGUUUGAAAAGGAGGCAUAUGCACAAAUCUUACGGGAAAGACUCAGAGAAUCGAUACAUGAUGUUCUAUAUGUUGAACCUCCAUUUGAUGAAUCAAUUGCUGAUAUAGGUAAAGAUCAAUGGAAGACCAUGGGAAAAGUAAAAUAUGCUAACACAUAUAGAAUGGCACCAUACAGGAAAUUCCAAGCUCAGACAGUACAAAGGAAAGUUCAACAGAUACUAACGGACAAACUUAAAAAUCUCAAGUAUGAUGAAAGCACAUUUUCUUCCUUGUCACUUGAACUGGCAGAUCGUAUAUUAGCUGCUGUCAAAGAAUUUGCUUUCUCUCGAUAUAAAUACAUUAUAAAAAUAAUACUUAUUCAAAAAACUGGUCAGUCAAUAAAUAUUUCUAGCAGAUGGAUCUGGGAUGUUGCUUGGGACACCUGGCUAGAAGCUAAACACGAAGCUGAAUCAUAUGUUGCAUUGGCCCUAGUAUAUGCACUUUAUUGUGAAUAGCUUAUCAUAUCUACUAUUUUUUAUCACAUUUAUUGAUAAAUAAAUACAUGAGUUACAU
This is a messenger RNA of Trichosurus vulpecula (common brushtail), 927 nucleotides long. It is a transcript of the gene DYNLT2, whose product is annotated as dynein light chain Tctex-type 2. Bases 246 to 869 code for a protein of 207 amino acids. Gene Ontology annotation, biological process: microtubule-based movement. The record is from RefSeq and is a predicted model, not a curated record. Gene Ontology annotation, molecular function: dynein intermediate chain binding. Lineage: Eukaryota; Metazoa; Chordata; Mammalia; Diprotodontia; Phalangeridae. The transcript is spliced from 4 exons. Gene Ontology annotation, cellular component: cytoplasmic dynein complex; cytoplasm.